UGGCAAUACAGUCAGAUAUCCGCCUGACAUCGGAUUUUAAUUGACUCAUUCUCGAUGCUGACAAAUCGCUCACGACGAGUUGCUUACCCCUCACUAUCGCCAUAAUUCCGACUCUUACAAUAAGCCAACCGUGCUCUGAUUGUCAUUUGAAUUGAUUCUGAAGCAUGUCUCCUCCUACCAAGUAUGCUGUCGCAUUGUUUCCUGGGUUCCAAGCCCUGGAUGUGUUUGGCCCUUUGGACGUCCUAAACUUCACAUCCAAGCGCCAACCUCUCGAGCUCUCACUCCUUCAUACUUCUCUCGAUCCUGUGUCUACGUUAGAAGAUGACUCUCCUGGCCGUAUCGGACAAAGUGUUGUCCCAACUCAUACUUAUGAUAAUGCACCGGAAGAUAUUGAAGUCCUGCUCGUACCCGGGGGAAGAGGCUCGCGAAAUCCAGAAAAUGUGAAAAGAGUCCGGGAAUUUGUCAAGGAGAGAUACCCUAAACUGAGGUUCCUUCUGACUGUCUGCACUGGCAGUGCCAUCGUGGCCCAGUCGGGCCUGCUUGAUGGAAAGGAAGCAACUUCGAAUAAGAGAUCCUUUGACUGGGUUGAGACGCAAGGGCCCAAUGUCAAGUGGGUGCGAAACGCAAGAUGGGUUGUCGAUGGCAAUAUUUGGACUUCAUCUGGAAUCUCAGCAGGUAUUGAUAUGAUCUAUGCUUUCAUUACAGAGCAGUAUGGACAGGAGAUCGCAGAUGACACUGCAGAUGGUUCUGAGUAUGUCCGCAACACCGAUCCCCAAUCAGACCCGUUUGCCGUCUAGCGACACCUCGCCUCUCUACUUAGAUAGGAAGGCUCUCUUUAUGGCCAUUAGAUACUUGUUCCCCACGAUCGUAAACAAGAUUUUAUAAUAGAAGUUCCUGGCUCUUUGAACUAGGUUUAUGUAACCCAAAAUCCA
Fusarium oxysporum Fo47 is the source of this 932-nucleotide messenger RNA. Its product is annotated as class I glutamine amidotransferase-like protein. The record is from RefSeq and is a predicted model, not a curated record. The transcript has 2 exons. NCBI's taxonomy places the organism in Eukaryota, Fungi, Ascomycota, Sordariomycetes, Hypocreales, Nectriaceae. Bases 165 to 797 code for a protein of 210 amino acids.